Lytechinus pictus (painted urchin) is the source of this 3777-nucleotide messenger RNA. RefSeq names its product solute carrier family 23 member 1-like. The transcript has 13 exons. The record is from RefSeq and is a predicted model, not a curated record. Gene Ontology annotation, biological process: transmembrane transport. The coding region runs from base 308 to 2179 and encodes 623 amino acids. Gene Ontology annotation, molecular function: transmembrane transporter activity. Gene Ontology annotation, cellular component: membrane. NCBI's taxonomy places the organism in Eukaryota, Metazoa, Echinodermata, Echinoidea, Temnopleuroida, Toxopneustidae.
GUUGUGUGGGGGUGUAUAUAUCAAGACUAUCGAAAUGAUGUGUUACUAGCAAAGUAAUGACAGAGUAGCUAUGAACCUCCUGGAAUCAGUGUAUUAUAUUCCGUUAAUUUUGAUGUGGGAGCUAUAUCCCAGUGUGUCCGCUGUACCUCAAGGUCCAAGGUAGCAAGGGUUGUCUGGCAUUUCGGGACCUAUGUUUCGGAGAUUUCCUUAGCUGUUCAAGUAAUGAUAUUUUCCUUGAGUUCCAGACAGCUAUUGAAGUACACAUCUUAUAGGUUAACUCAAUACGACCAGACAACGGUUCGUUGCCAUGGAAGCUGUCACCUACAUUGGGAAGGAAGAGGAUGGCAUCAUCGUUAUGGAGGAGCAGAAUGGAGGUGACCACGUCAUGGAAACUCAGAAAGAUGCAAGGAGAAGAGCCGAUCUAAUUCUAAGCAAGAUGGGGAGUAAGAUGGCGUACAAGCUUGGCGAUCGACCACCCUGGUAUUCAACAAUAGUCCUCGCAUUCCAGCAUUUUAUAUCAAUGUUCGGUGGAUGUCUCACCGUACCAUUUGUAGUUGGACCGGCUCUGUGCAUGGACGGGAACAUCAUGCUCCUCUCCAAGCUCCUAGCAACAGUAUGCUUUCUAUCUGGGAUACAAACAUUCAUCAUGACUACCUUUGGUAUACGGCUCCCAAUAGUACAGGGACCAUCGUUUGCUUUUGUCAUACCUAUAAUCUCAAUGAUGAAUGUGCGAGAGGCUUGUCCAGCUCAAGACGGUAAUUCAACAAGUACUGAGCGAGAAGAGGAGUUUUACGGUCGCAUGCAAGAGGUUCAAGGGGCUCUCUUGGUGUCCUCACUUUUUGAGCUAUUAUUGGGUUUCAGUGGCGUCAUCAGUUUCCUGAUGAAGUUCAUUGGACCUCUAACAAUAACACCAACUGUUACUCUCAUUGGCCUCUCCCUUACGCCAGUAGCAACGAAGAACUGCAGUGUCCACUGGGGAAUCGCCUCAUUCACGAUGUUGAUCAUCAUUAUCUGUUCACAAUACAUUGACCGAUUUAAUGUACCCUGUGUUGGAUUCAGCAAGAGCAAGAGAUGCCAUGUCUUUAGGUAUCCACUCUUUCGGCUAUUUCCAAUCUUCAUCGCUGCAGUUCUUUCAUGGAUUCUGUGUUUUAUACUGACGAUUACUAAUGUUUUCCCAGACGAUCCUAGUUCACCAAACUAUCAAGUUCGUACCGAUGCAAACAGUGAAGGGGUGGCAAAUACACCUUGGUUCUAUUUCCCCUACCCAGGCCAGUGGGGAGCACCCUCCGUUACAGCGGGAAGUGUUCUUGGGAUGUGCGCUGCCGCCAUUGCGUCCAUCGUCGAGUCUAUCGGGGAUUAUUACGCAUGCGCAAAGCUUUCAGGGGCUUCAAAUCCACCGGAUCAUGCACUGAAUAGAGGGAUCGGUAUUGAGGGUUUUGGAGGUAUUCUUGCGGGACUCUGGGGGUCGGGUGUAAGCAGCACGUCCUAUUCAAGCAAUGUUGGCAUGAUCGGAUUAACAAAAGUAAGCAGUCUCUUGGUCAUCCAAGUGAUGUCCGUGUACCUUGUUUUGAUGGGGAUGCUUCUUAAGUUUGGUGCUGUCUUUGCUACGAUACCUGCACCAAUCAUCGGUGGAAUACUUGCAGUUACAGUCGGAAUGGUAACAUCAGUGGGUAUUUCAAAUCUUCAGUAUGUGGACAUUAACUCACCAAGAAAUCUUUUCAUCGUUGGCUUUUCUCUUCUGCUGGGAACAAGUCUUCCUGACUACAUGUCGAAAAAUCCAGGUGCUAUCCAGACAGGCUCAAGUACAGUUGAUCAGAUACUGUUAGUCCUUCUUGGUACUAGCAUGUUCAUUGGUGGCUUAACUGGUUUCAUCCUUGACAACACGAUACCAGGUUCCCCUGAAGAGCGUGGCAUAGGACGGAUGCUAACUACUUAUAGUUCUUCCAGCGACGAUAAGGACGACGAUGAAGUCAUUGAAGACGAUGACGAGCUCAAUGCUGAAGUAUCUCGUCUUGUCAAUCAGAGUUAUGAUUUACCAUUUGGAAUGUCGUACAUCAGACGCUUGGAAUGGACGUCGAAGAUUCCCUUUUGCCCGACAUUUUCUGGUUUUGGCUGCACGUGCACAUCCAAGUAUAGACUCUGGAAGGGAAGAUCCAAGGGAUCCGAUAUUCUACAGUAAUAAGAGCUUGUGACAUUGCUAAAGGAUUUUAUUCUAUGCUUUAACGCAGGCGCAGUUCCCCCCCCCCCAAAAAAAAAAAAUAUCGCUCAAGCCCACCCCCCUUAAACUAUUCGACCACAAAGAAAAAUUGUAGAUAUAUAUGUAGGCCCUCUUACAACCGAUAAUGUCGCACCAACGCAUAAUGUCGCAGAUUGCGACAUUAUGCCAAGAGCGUCCAACGCAUAGUGUCGCAGUCAACGCAUAAUGUCGUAGCUUUUCUACUAACGCAUAACGUCACAAGUCUUAACGCAUAAUGUCGCAGCAGCGUUCGCUUCAGGACUCGAGUUAAAUAUAAGACAUAAAAUAUGUUUCCACUGAUGUGCAAGCUCUGUCAUCUGAAAGUUUUUAAGAGCGUGUUUGGUGGGGCAGGGGAGGGGGUCAGUUAGUCAGUAUCGAAUUCAUUGUCAGGAGAAGGGGAUGAGCUUUGAAAAAUUGUAAUGUGUGGACUAGUGAAACGCAAGUAUACGCAUAUCACGAUUCAUCUGUGCAUAUCGCUAUACAUGCAAUUCAACUUAUUUUGCAGGAGAGUAAAGUCAUCUAGCUGAAAAUUGAAUACAAAUUUAGUUACAUUUCAUUGAUGUUCAUGACAUUUUAAUAAAGAAAUCAUAUUUCGUAUUGUUACUCGGAAUGUGCCAUCAAUAUAUAAAAAUCUAGCGCGCGAUUCGCGCUCAGAUAUCUUAUAACUGCCGAAAACUGCUCAGAAUGUUAAUUGCUUUGGUCUAAAUGCAUCAAAUAUCCAAAAAGUUGAGCUCGCUCUCAUUAUCUAUGUAGGCAAUGUGAGAUAGCCUAUCUUGUUUGUAAGAAUAAAGCUAAUUAAAUGCACUUGUUACUUCAGUCUUUAGUUGGCCUGCUCCCUCUAUAAACCAACAGCAAAAAUUGGCUUUUAGCGGCCCAUCGGGGAAACAGGAAUGAAAACAUUCUGCGCCCCACCCCCUUUUGGCGAAAUCCCGCUUUAUAUAAUGUAUUAGAAACAUGCGUGCUCUGACCCUGGACUCCAGCAGGGACCCAAAAAGUUGGAUCCAGCGCCCUAGUCGCGCUUCACACUAACAUAAAUUUUAGUCCCCUCUAUCCCUUUUCCUUUGCCACCCACCAGUUUUGAAAUCCUGGUGCCGCCACUGCUCGGGGGCUCUCGUUAUUUAGAAGAGAAACGAAAACAGGUUGUCAAUGCUUGUAAAACAUUGUAAUGCCCGGUUAUUUUAUUUUAUUGUUUUAAAAGAAAUAUACACAGAUAUUUUUAUAUGAGGAGGGGAUGUGAUAAUGUGAAAAACGAAUCUAAAGUCUAAACGAAUCUAAAGAUUUCUUGCACAUAUUAGAGAAAUUUGUGAAACUCUUCAGUAAGAAAGGAAGGACUUCACUUUUUUUCCGGGGGCUCUAAUUCUGCCCCUCCCGCUACGUACCAAGUUGUUAUUAAUUUAUCACGUGCUCCCCUCUCCCCCACGGGAGAUUCGUAUAGGACCUAUCGCUUUAAAAUUAUUGUUCAUACGGUACAUUCCGAGUUACAAUACGAAAUAUAAUUUCUUUCUUAAAAUGUCAUGAACAACGAUAAAAUAUGAUUUUUU